AUGGAAAUAUUAGAUAAGAUUCAGAGUGGAGGAACAAUGGCUGAUAUGACGUUCUCAGACCCGGAGAUUGUGAAGCAUUACGUCCGCUGCCGCCCGGCGCCUCCUCACAGCCUCAUCAACACAGUCAUCAACUUUCUCAAGGAAAAAAUGAGGACGCCGCUAGAGGUGUGUGUGGACGCCGGGUGCGGGUCGGGCCAGAACACAGAGCUCUACAGCCGCCACUUCACCCGUGUCUUGGGUGUGGACGUGAGUGAUGCACAGAUCGCUGCUGCCCGGAGCAACAGUCAACACCACAACGUCAGCUACAGAGUUGGUCUGGCCGAGCAGUUACCCGUGGAAAGUGCGUCCGUCGACCUGGUCACCUGCUGCAUCUCUGUACACUGGUUCGACUUGGAUGCCUUCUACUCAGAGGUGAGGCGAGUGUUGAGGCCAGGCGGGGUGCUCGCCUGCUACAGCUACCAUAUAUUCUCACCCAUCUAUCGCGGCAAAAAUUUAAGUCAAACUUUUGAACAGUUCCUGGAGUCUAUACAACAAUAUUGGCCAAAAGGAAUCGUGCAUCUAAAAUCUAAUCUUGCAACUCUGCCAGUUUUCUCUGAUGAAGAAGUAAGUUAUGGUGAAGGAAAGUUCACGGUGGAGAGAGAGGUCACCUUCGCUGACACCUUAGAGUACGUAGAGUCCAUGUCUCUCUUGAAGAACUUCUUGGAGGCUGAGGGCAAGGACUCAGUCACUAAGCUAAUUUCCAACUUGAAACACGUACUGGCAACGGAGAUGGGAUCAACGGACGAGGCCGCCCCGUUAACGCAAGUGUUUGACUACGGCCUCAGGAUGUGGCGGACACCUUCAGUGUGA
Procambarus clarkii (red swamp crayfish) is the source of this 849-nucleotide messenger RNA. RefSeq names its product putative methyltransferase DDB_G0268948. Gene Ontology annotation, molecular function: S-adenosylmethionine-dependent methyltransferase activity. The record is from RefSeq and is a predicted model, not a curated record. Lineage: Eukaryota; Metazoa; Arthropoda; Malacostraca; Decapoda; Cambaridae.